AUUCAGCAAAUAAAUACGGCGUUGCGACACUCUUUGCAUGGUAAUGAAAUAGUAUUGUUGCCAAACUGAACCGAUGUGUAUGGUAGAAAGUGGAUAGGUAUAAACAAGCGAUUAUAUAGAUGCGAAAAUAUGGUGGGUAUCGUCUUUGAGAGUAUAUUCUUGUGUAUUAUACCUUAGUGUGGUUUCAUAGAUUACCAGUGGGCCUUACAAAAUUUAACGACAUAUUGCUGCUUGCCUACGACAACUUAGAAUAUUCUAACACUCCACCAUGUUUAUGCAGCCUAUCAGUUAGCAGAGACGCUUAAAUAAGUUAGCCUUGAAAAUAGCAAAUACUCGCUAAAACACUAUGGGGGAUGAGAGAAAUAAUAUCGAGCAAUAAAUAUUUCUGUAAAUGAUUAAAUAUUUGGAAAAUAAUAUAUAUGUCUGCAGAAAGCGUAGUUUUGGAUAGUUCUCAACAUGGCUUCAAGAUACCAAUGUUCGCUUCCAAGCGACGUACUAGAAAAAGCCAUUAAAGAUCUUAACGAGCCUGAAAAUAUUGAUAAACGCCUCGAAAGCAUUGAUAAUUUGAAAGCUAGGUUCAAGGAAAAGUGCGACAAAUUUGAGCUUCUGGACGAAAGUGACGAAUUCUUGUUACGAUUUUUAAGAUCUUGUGAAUUCGACCUAGAAUAUUCGCUCAAAACUUUGGAAUGUUAUCAUAAAAUUAGAAGAGAAUGGCGAGAAGUUUUUGAUUUGGUUGAAAACAAGAAAAACAUACGGAAGUCAUUUGCUUCAGGACCAUCGAUAUUCUGGGGUGGUAGAGCCAAAGAUGGAAGCUUUAUUUUAUUACAAAGACCAGGACUUGGGAAUUCGUUGGCCAAACUUAUUGCUUCCGUUUUUCUCUCCUAUGAAAAAAUGAUUGAAAACGAGGAGGCCCAGAUAUUUGGGAUAACAGUAAUCGUCGACCUAUCGCACUUGGGUUUUAGAAUGGGGAUGCAAAUGACUUCCAUAGGUAAACGAUUUCUUCGAAUGCUUCAGGAGGUUCUGCCAAUCCGGAUAAUAUCCAUUAAUAUUGUAAACGAAGCUUAUGUGUUUGAUGCGAUGUUUGCUAUUGUGAGCAAUUUUAUGAGCAGUCACAUCAAGCAAAAGAUGAGAUUUCAUCGCCAUAAUCUUCAUGAACUUCACGAAUCGAUCGACGCAAAUUCGUUGCCACCAUUUUUAGGGGGAACCGGGCAGGAAAUAGAUAUUGAAGAGUGGACUAGAGAGGUUAUUGACACAUAGUAUGAGCAAAAAACUUCAAAUUAAGCUUUUGAUUUAUAUGAUAGCUCGGCAUGGCCAAAACACAAGGAAGAUCGCGUUUUCAACAAGAUAUACAGCACGGCACAGUAAUAUAUUAAUCGAAGACAUGCACUGUGAAAAUUGAAGGGUUUUUGUAUAUUGAAGCAUUGUGAAGUAUUAGCAUACAAAUAUAAUGUUGCCGUUUCAAAAUAAAUUAACUCUAAAUAAAAAUUCCAUGUUUGAGCAACGGUA
This is a messenger RNA of Styela clava, 1506 nucleotides long. RefSeq names its product alpha-tocopherol transfer protein-like. The record is from RefSeq and is a predicted model, not a curated record. NCBI's taxonomy places the organism in Eukaryota, Metazoa, Chordata, Ascidiacea, Stolidobranchia, Styelidae. Gene Ontology annotation, cellular component: membrane. Gene Ontology annotation, molecular function: phosphatidylinositol bisphosphate binding.